Messenger RNA from Diachasmimorpha longicaudata, 1549 nucleotides. RefSeq names its product guanine nucleotide-binding protein subunit beta-2 (gene Gbeta76C). The record is from RefSeq and is a predicted model, not a curated record. Gene Ontology annotation, biological process: G protein-coupled receptor signaling pathway. The transcript has 7 exons. Bases 418 to 1458 code for a protein of 346 amino acids. Gene Ontology annotation, cellular component: heterotrimeric G-protein complex; cytoplasm. NCBI's taxonomy places the organism in Eukaryota, Metazoa, Arthropoda, Insecta, Hymenoptera, Braconidae. Gene Ontology annotation, molecular function: signaling receptor complex adaptor activity; protein binding.
ACGACAUUCUCAGAUUAGUAUUUUGUGGGUCAAUAAAAUCUUUAAUAAAUAUUACCAUACAAAAGUACUUGUCUCUGUAUAAUAAAAACACAAAUAAAUAUAUGUUUUUUUACAUAUAAGUGAAGAGAAUUGUCAAGCGUAUGGUGUUGAUUUCAUGGUCCUCAGGCAUUUCAUUAUGAAGUAACUUCUUAAUUUAAAAAUGACUUGACAGUGAUUUCACCAUGCGUAAAGGUUAUGAUGUAUUUUUUAUCCGUUAAAAACAGCCCAAAGACGUAUUACAAGGGAAAAUUUAAGGACAAAAGUCAAUGAUGAGGCUUCCCUCAAACUAACACGGAAUGGAAAACUCUCAGUCGGGCAUAAAUCUCUAAUCAGUAGUUAGUGUUAAAUUCACUCUCAUCAAGAGACAGAAUCCCAAAAAUGGGAAAAGACGAUCCAGAGACAACAGCUCUUAAGAAGGAGCUCGACGAUUUAAUCAAAAAGUGUCAGGAAGACCAAAAAAAACAGCAGGACACAACUUUAGACGAGGCAUGUAACUCAGUAGCUGACGCUCCGAAGGUCAAACUUUCCACAAAAAAGCUCCUUAAAGGUCAUAUCAAUAAAGUUAAUUCAGUGCAUUACAGUGGAGACAGCAGGCACUGUGUAACUGGCUCCCUCGAUGGUAAACUCAUCAUUUGGGACUCCUGGACUGGGAACAAAGUUCAAGUCAUUCCUCUGCGCUCUGCCUGGGUGAUGUCUGUAGCUUUUAGUCCCUCCGGAAAUUUUGUAGCUUGCGGAGGAAUGGAUAAUAUGUGCACUGUUUACGAUGUAAAUAAUCGAGACUCCACCGGAUCUGCCAAGAUCGUAAGAGAACUCCUGGGAUAUGAGGGGUUCUUGUCCUCAUGCAGAUUUUUAGAUGAUAAAACACUGAUUACUGGAUCAGGAGAUAUGAAAAUUUGCAUGUGGGACUUGGAGUCUGGCAAAAAAAACGUUGACUUUCCCGCUCACGCUGGUGAUGUUGUCAGUAUCAGUCUGAAUCCCGAUGGCCAGACCUACGUUACUGGAUCUGUUGAUAAAACGUGCAAACUCUGGGAUUUCAGGGAAGAAAGAGCUAGACAAACCUUUUUCGGUCACGAGGCCGAUGUCAAUUCCGUAUGCUGUCACCCAUCGGGACAAGGUUUCGUCACCGCGUCUGAGGAUAAGACGGCCCGCAUUUGGGACUUAAGAUCUGAUCAACAGUUGGCAACAUUUAAACCACCUAAUUCUAAUCCCGGAUUUACUUCGUGCGGACUAUCAUUGAGUGGAAGAUUCAUAUUUUGCGGGAGUGAUGACAAUUCUAUUCAUAUAUGGGAUACACUGAAGAUUCAGCAUAAUGGUACAAUGAAUGGCCAUGAAAACAGGGUGACUUCUCUAAGUGUCGCGCCCAGUGGAAUGGCAGUGGCCAGCUGCUCUUGGGACAACUUUGUUCGGAUCUGGGUUUAAUUGUAAAAAAUGAAACACCGUGUCAAGUAAAAAUCAAAAUGUUUCAAAAUUAUGUAAAAUGUGAAUAAAAUGGGUCCUCUUUCUCUCAGAA